AUGACGAGAUGCUCCGCUUGUACGCUGGACGAGCAAGUCUACGACGACCUGGCCAAGCACAAGCCCAGUUCCAUGAAAGAGCUCAUGACCCGGAUCAAAGGGUGGUGUCAGUUAAUCGAAUCCAAGUCUGAGAGAGGCAUCGGGAAACCUACGAGCACAAAGGUCACAAUAGUCUCUGUAGCUGUCCCAACUGCCACGCUUGCACCGACCCCCAAAAAGCAGGUUAACAACAUCAAACUAUCUUCGAAGAGAGGACCGAAGCCGAGCGAUUUCAAUGCCAAGAAAAUUGUCUUCACUGUCCCAAUCUACUGGAUCAUUGAUCAGGUCAAGGAUCAGCCCUUCUUCUCCUUCCCGAACCAGAAACUUGGCAUCGAGAAAGGGAAGACCAAGAACCCAAUCAUCCGAUGCAGCUACCAUAAUGAGCAAGGCCACUUUACCACUGCAUGCAAACCCUUUAAGGCUUACUUGGAGCAACUUGUUACAGGCGGUCACCUCGAUAAUCCCAUCGACCACGACAAAACUCGAGCUUGGGCACAACACGUCAAGGCCCAAAGUGAAGAAGAAAUCCAAACGAUCCACGUUAUUCACGGUCCUCUGAAUGCCGAAGCCACUUGUGACAUCCGCGCCGAGCUCAAUGAUGCCUCGUCCUCCAAGCAUGUCAUGUUGGUUGGCCUCAAGCCCAAGUGUGCCCGUACCGAAGACGUCUCCAUGUGGAUUAUCUCAUUCACCAAGAAGGAUCUAGACAGCGUCCAACUCCCGCACAAUGAUGCCCUCGUGGUCACGCUUCACAUCGGGACUUUCAACGUUUGGCGCGUCCUUGUUGACCAGGGUAGUUCGGCAGAGGUUAUGUACUAUUCUCUGUUCAAAGACUUGAAGCUCUCUGAGAACGACCUUCGUCCCUCCGUGGUACCCCUAAUUGGCUUCAACAGAGCUCCGGUGUGGCCAAUUGGCAUGAUCACCCUUCUCGUUCGCGUCGGCUCGGUAACUCACGAUAUGGAAUUUGUUGUGGUGGACGUACCUAGCCCUUACAACGCUAUUGUCGGGUGCACUUGGCUCUAUAAGAUGAAGGCUAUUGCCUCCACUUAUCACCAAGUGGUCCGGUUCAUUGGCGCUUAUGGACGUCAAGACGACCUUUACGGAGACCAAACUGCUGCCAAAAGAUGCUAUGUCAAUGCCAUCCGAAGUAGCAAACAGACAUCCCGGGUCAACCUCAUUGAGGUCCCCGACGCUCCAAUUCUUGAGCACGUCGGUAGAAGAGCCGAUGAGAAAGCAAUUGAAGACCUUGUCACCAUCCCCAUCAACGAGGUUGGUUCUCAUUUCUUCCUUGUCGGUUCCUCACUUAGUGAUACCAAGAGGAACAUCGAAGUAUUCGCUUCGACAAUAUAUGAGAUGCCCGGGAUCGAUCCCUCGUUCAUCUGUCAUGAGCUCAAUAUCGAUAGAAGCAAGCGUUCGGUUGUGCAGUGGGCAAGGCGGUCCUCCCGGAUCCAUUCCGAGGCCGUCAUCAAAGAAGUUAACUGA
Messenger RNA from Rhododendron vialii, 1518 nucleotides. RefSeq lists its product as uncharacterized. NCBI's taxonomy places the organism in Eukaryota, Viridiplantae, Streptophyta, Magnoliopsida, Ericales, Ericaceae. The transcript has 2 exons. The coding region runs from base 1 to 1518 and encodes 505 amino acids. The record is from RefSeq and is a predicted model, not a curated record.